GUUACCAUGGUGAGCUGAACCAUGCGUGACAAAAUAAAACAGCUAUACGACAUUUUAGAAAUUUCUGGCGAUUAUCUGUUUAAUUUAACUUACAGUUUCUGAAUUACCCUAGAAUAUGACGGAAGUUCUUACAGUUCAACACACAAGAGAUGUUGGUGCGGGUGUUUUGCUUCCGCCGCUCAACUUGAAGAGCAAGAAGUCAAACAGGACCAGGAGUGGAAGCGCCAACAGCCAACAGGGUGUAGCUGCUGCCUUACGUAUACUUGAUCCAGCAAGAAAAAAGUUGGGAACUGUGGAAACCCAACGAAUUAUUGCUUGCCUUGAUGAAACAAUUAGACGACAUGAACUUCUUGCAAUUCUUCCGACUAUCACUUUGCAACUCGCAAGAUUCAGUGUUUCCUUAGGGAAUGAGCUUGUUGCAGCAAUUCAGACACACAAAGAAAAAUGCGCCCUACUCGAAGAUGUCACCAAAUAUUCCAAAGAUUCUGAAAAACUUGAGAAGUUAAGAUUAGAAGUGUCUGAAUCAUGCAAGAAUGUUAUGCGAGAAUUUUCUUUAAAUCCUGCUGUUGCGACUGCACUUAGACGUGACUUAAUUCUUGAAAGUACUGAACAAAUUAUUACACACCAGGAUGCAAAAAUUAUUGAGGCACUGAAAGAAUUGAGAGGGAUCAUGCUUGAAUUGUUACUAACAACACCAGCUGAGGAAUCGGACAGAUCAAGUUAUUUGGAUCAAGUUUCCAAAAGAGAAAAGCAAAAUUCUACUGUUAUAAACAAACUACAGGCACAACUGGAUUCUGCAAUUGAAGAUAAAGAACAAGAGACGAGCAAAAAAAACGAAACAAUUCGAAGAUUAAAAAAUGAUUUGUUUCAAAUUGAACAAUUCUCUGAAGAACAUAUCAGAAGGACAAAAACAGAAUCUGAUAAACAACAGGCUUCUGAUACCAGGAACAGUGAUGCAAAACAAUCCAAAUUGAAAUCAGACAUUGAUCAAGUUCAGGAUCAAUUCAGUAGAAUGUUGCAAGAGAAUAGAGAAGUUGAACAAGGUCUUCGAAAACGCAAGUACAAAAUAGAAACAGAAGUUGAAAACUGGAUCCAGAAAUACGAUCAAGAUAUGGGUGACAGGCAGAAUGAAUAUGAACAGAUAGACAAAGUCUAUACUGAAGAGAAGAAACAAUUGAGCGAGUUGGAAGAAAAAUUCAAGGUAUUGGAAGAAGAAUACAAUAAAAUUAUGGAAGAGAGAAGGAUCGCAAGAGAAAAGAGGGAACAAGAAGAGAGAGAACUUGCUGCAAAUAUCAAGGCUGCAGUGACCAUUCAAGCUUACUUCAGAGCAUACAAGGUGAGAAAAGCAUUGAAAAACAAAUCAAAGAAGGGAGGAAAGAAAGGAGGAAAAAAGAAAGGAAAGAAAUAACUGCUAGAGAAAAGAGCUUCUUUAUAAAAUUGUAUUUUUAUGUACAGAAUACUAGCUCAAAUAUUUUUAUACUUUUAAUCUGCCAGUGAACUCUUGCAUUAACUUUGUUGUUUCGUGUUGGUGUGAAGCGGAAAAAAUUCAGAAUUUGGGGAAGUCAAGCAAUGAUAUUAUUAUCUAAGUGGUGUGAUUUCCGAAUGUAAUCCACUGUUAAAUUCUGUUUUUUUCAUGGAUGUAAGGAAUUUCCAUAUUAAUAAUCUCUUGAGAAACA
This is a messenger RNA of Styela clava, 1676 nucleotides long. The record is from RefSeq and is a predicted model, not a curated record. Lineage: Eukaryota; Metazoa; Chordata; Ascidiacea; Stolidobranchia; Styelidae.